Messenger RNA from Drosophila albomicans, 2123 nucleotides. It is a transcript of the gene Kcmf1, whose product is annotated as E3 ubiquitin-protein ligase Kcmf1. Gene Ontology annotation, cellular component: plasma membrane. Gene Ontology annotation, molecular function: zinc ion binding. The transcript has 6 exons. The record is from RefSeq and is a predicted model, not a curated record. Gene Ontology annotation, biological process: synaptic signaling. Lineage: Eukaryota; Metazoa; Arthropoda; Insecta; Diptera; Drosophilidae. Bases 140 to 1972 code for a protein of 610 amino acids.
ACAGCAGCGUCGUCGACGGCAGAUAGAUUGCUCCUGAAGAAGAAGAAGAGGGGAAACGGAGCCUAUCGAGUGGACGUGAAGACGUAGCUGCUGCCUCUGCUGCUGCUUCUGCCGCUGCCGCUGUCGCUGCUGCUAAAUAAUGAGUCGUCAUGAAGGUGUGAGCUGCGAUUCAUGUCUAAAAAGCAACUUCAAUGGACGGCGAUACAAGUGCUUAAUCUGCUAUGAUUAUGAUCUAUGCGCCGAUUGCUAUGAGGAUGGCGUCACAUCCACUCGACAUCUGGUCGAGCAUCCCAUGCAAUGCAUUCUCACCCGUUCCGAUAUCGAAUUGUAUUUUGGCGGCGAAAUGCUAACAACGGAUCAGCCGCAAUCCUUCACGUGUCCUUAUUGCAAAAAGAUGGGCUUCAGCGAUGCCACAUUGCUGGAGCAUGUGUCCGCUGAGCACACGGAGACCAGUCUUGAGGUCGUCUGUCCUGUGUGCGCCGGUUUGCCAGGCGGGGAGCCGAAUCUAGUCACAGAUGACUUUGCCGGUCAUCUCACAUUGGAGCAUCGGCAGCCACGCGAGUUAAUAUCCUUUUUGGAUGAGCCGUCGGCUAUACGACAUGGCGGUGGAGUGCGUCGCAUUCCAGGACGCACAUUGGGCGGACCGCGGACACGGCGAUCCAAUAUGCACUUUAGCUCAUCGAGCGGACUGUCGGCCUUGUCGCCGUCGGGUCGCGAAUCUGUCGAUCCCAUUGCGGAGCUGCUCUCACAGCUGUCCGGCGUCAGACGUGGCGGACCCCCAACAUCGCAAUUGCAACAAUUGCAGAUGCAAAUGCAAAUGGAUCGACAGCAGGCAACGGCAUCGCGCCAAAUUGAUCGGCUGCCAAGACGCACGCAUCCCAUAGUCUCAACAUCGAAUUCUAAUGCCACCAUGGCCGAGGUGAUCAGCGGAAGCGGCAGCGGUGCAGUUGGCAAUGGCGCUGGUAGCGGUGCCAGUGGUGUGAGCGGACAUCCCAACCUGCGCACCAGCGAAUGGCCGGUGGGCACAAGCUUUGCAUCGACCAGCAGCCAUCAGCAGACGCAGUCGAGCAGCCUGGCCGCCAAUACACUCAACGCCAGAGAAGCGGUGGGCAACAGUUGCAUCAGCAGUGGCAGCGGUGGCAGCAGCAAUGCUUUGGGCAUUAGUGUCGGCACUGGCGGCACCUCAACGGUCAAUGGCAGCGGCAACAGCGGUGCCAUGGCUAGCCAGGCUGUUGGCCAAGCUGCAGCUGGCGAGUCAUCGCAGUCCCAGUAUUUGCUGGCCAAAUUUAUGCAGCCCACGCUGACAGAUGCCGAGUGGGCGGAUGUUGAGCGCAAACGCGCCGAUCGCUCCACGUUUGUGCAGUCGCUGCUUCUAUCGCUGCUUUGCACGGAGGAGUUGGACUUGAAUGCGGCCAGCGAUGAUGGCGAUUGUUUGGCCAAGAGUGAUAAUGUAAAUAAGGAGCAAAAUAAUGGCGACAGCCAAAAGCAACAUCAGCAGCAGCAGGAGGAACAGGAUACGCUGCUCAAUAACAAUGCUGACGAACAGCAGCAACAGCAACAACAGCCGCAGCAGCAGCAGCAGCAACGCGCUGUGGUACGACAGGUGAAUCAAAUGCAACAGACCUCGCCGGAGGAUUUCGUAUGCGACGAAUAUCGCUACAAAAACAAAAAGGCCAACAAUACAGCAGCAACAACACAAACGAGCGCUGGUACAGCAGCAACUGGCGGUGGCGUCGGAGGAGGGGGAGGUGUUGGUGGAGGCAUUGCAGCGGCAGCAGCCAGUGCAGCUGGUGCUGGCGGCAGGCCAACAGCAGCUGAUCGAGGUGGCAUCGAAAGACGAGGCCGAGCACAGCCAGCAGAGACUGCCACGGGUUCACAGCAGCAGCAACUGCAACAGCAGCAGCAGCAACAAAAAUACAAACAAAAUGCAAAUGCGGCGUCAAACACAAAUCAAAUACCCGAUACUAGGUAGUGUCUCUGUGACUAUACAGCGGCAACAUUAAUCACAGCAACCACAUCAACAACAACAACAAGAAGAACAACAGCAAGACGUAGAUGCUUCAGACUAAAGAGAGAGGCAGAAAUAUGUCGAACACCAUCAACAACAGCAAAAGGAACACAAC